This is a messenger RNA of Priceomyces carsonii, 684 nucleotides long. RefSeq lists its product as uncharacterized. Bases 1 to 684 code for a protein of 227 amino acids. Gene Ontology annotation, cellular component: cis-Golgi network; SNARE complex; Golgi membrane. Gene Ontology annotation, biological process: vesicle fusion; endoplasmic reticulum to Golgi vesicle-mediated transport. The transcript has a single exon. Gene Ontology annotation, molecular function: SNAP receptor activity. Lineage: Eukaryota; Fungi; Ascomycota; Pichiomycetes; Serinales; Debaryomycetaceae. The record is from RefSeq and is a predicted model, not a curated record.
AUGUCUUCAUCUACAUUCUCACAGAUAAGAUCACAGGCUCUAAACUUGGAGAAGCAGACAGAUGCUUUACUAUCUAGAUACUCAAAGUUUCAAAAUUUGAAUAAUUCUACAAGCCCUGAUGAAGAAGAAAUCGAGCUUCACGAAUCAAUAAAACAAAUACUUGAACGAAGAGAUUUGAUCAUAAAUAAGCUUAACAGGAUAUCGGAUUCAGAUGCAGACUUGUCAACUUCCAAGUUGCAGCAAUUGCAAAGGCAUAAAGAGAUUUUGAAUGAGCAUAAAAGAUCAUAUUUGAAGAUUGAAUCUGCCAUAGACGAAGAGAGGAACAGAACGAAUCUAUUGUUCUCAGUGAGGUCAGAUAUAAAUGCACAUAAGCAAAGAGUGACUAACAGUGACUAUAGUAACCAAUUGAAUGCCAAUGAUUAUGUUUUGGAGGAGAGCCUCAGAGUUGAUAACGCAAACUCUUUUGCUGAUAGACUUCUAAAUCUGGCCUACCAGACAAGAGAUGAAAUUUUAAAUCAAAGGCAAUAUUUAGCAAAUGCUCAAACAAGAAUGUUGAGUACACUUCAGACUAUACCGGGUAUCAAUGUCAUAAUCUCAAAAAUCAAUACAAGGAGGAAGCGAGAUACACUAAUACUAGCGACCGUCAUAUCAAUCUGUAUCAUCUUUAUAUUUUUCAUGACAUGA